ACUUAAUCCAGUCGGCGAUGGCAAUGCCAAGGGAAUGAUGUCAUGUGACUUUACCGUCCGUGGUAGUUCUCGGUCUGAAAUCGGGACUUGGCGCGGCUGAGAACGUUAGAAUUUCUCUCAUCCUUUGCCACCACAAAUUUACAAUCAACAUGACAAGCGCCAAGAAGAGUAUGCUGCAUAUUCUUCCUGAGUCCUGAGCAGUUGUUGUGUUUAUUUCGCCUUCCUGCAUUCUUUAAUUACUUGUCAUGUCCCUUUGAUGAUUGUCGCCGACACUCUCUUUUCUUGUUUUGAGGGUUUUUAUUUAUAGACACACUUCUAUCCUUUUUGAGUACAUUGUUACUGCCCAUGCUGUCACUAGUCCAUUCCAGCGAGACGAGUUAGAUUUCUUCAAUCUCUACUAUAAAUACUAGUAGUUUACUGUUUGAAUUUCAUCUUCCCUGUCCAUAAGUAUUGUUCUAUGCCAUACUGGCGAAAAUGAGUCGCGGGGAGCCUGCAUCGCAGUUGGACUCGGCCACUGUGUCACCUCCCACAUCUCGAUCGCCCAUCACUAGGGUCUCCCUUUCAACAUCAAAAUGGAAUACAGAUAGUUUAGGAUCAAGGUUGGCCGUAGAUGCAGCCAGCGCCGCUGGAGCGGCGUCAUUGAUAUGCCCGCUUAUCACCAUUAUUGACAAAGCUAUUAUUGAGAAAGCUGCAAAGGGUCUUCCCAUCCUCCAAAGCCUUAAAUCGUCGUUGGCCACGAUCGUCAAACGACCCCAUAGUUUUUUCAUCUCAACGCCGUUCCUCCUUAUAUACACCCUUUACGGAUCUACAUACUUAACAGCCAACGUUAUUGACACUGUAACAUCGACAAUGGAUGGUCGGGCAUUCAGUGAUGUCUCAGCUGGCCCUGCUAAAUUCAUUGCCACAGCUGUUGUCAAUAUGUCAAUAUGCGUUUACAAAGACGCACGAUUUGCCCGUUUAUUUGGUGCGCAGGACACCCCCUCAGAACCAAAAACGUCACAAAAGUCGAAGGGAACGCAAAAUCCAAAGCAAAAGACUACCCAAACACUUCCCCCAACUUCCAAAGCGCCUCAAUCUCUACCAAUCCCUAAACGCUCAUUUGCUCUUUUCUGCCUGCGCGACAGCAUGACCAUAUUCGCCUCUUUCAACCUCCCCACGCUCCUCUCGCCUCACAUCCCCGAUAUCUUCGCCUCCACCCCAUCCUCCAAAACUGCUCUAGCCCAAUUCUCCAUCCCGGCGGCCGUCCAACUUUUCAGUACGCCGUUCCAUUUGCUAGGUUUGGAUCUUUACAAUCGCCAACCACCCGGCGGGCUACCUGCGACAGAUAGAUGGGCCCGCGUAAAAAGAGAUUGGGCACCAACCGUCAUGGCUCGAAUCGGACGAAUUGUCCCCGCUUAUGGAUUUGGAGGCGUGGCUAAUACCAAAUUCAGAGCAACGUUGAUGAAAUCAUUAGAGGAGAAAGGAGGUACGAUAUAGAGCUAGAAUGAUUGCGUCCAAAUCGGUCUUAGGGUUAAGACCAUCCGAGGGGCUAUAUAUGAUAUACAUAUAUAAUAUGCAGUAAAACGACCUGUUAGAAUAACGACAACCAAAAAAAAAACACAUACCAAUUCGGAUCCCUCACCCACGAUGUCGACAGUCGCGCCCGACCAUCCUCCUACCAAGCACAUUCGCACGCAUCGAGCUGUAAGAGAGUAGCUUUCCGUUCCCAUUCUUCUGUUUUAUGAAGUGAUACCCCAACAGCCUUUUCUUUAUAUACUAUAAAUCAGCUGUUUGCCUAGACUUGCUUUUGCUUUUUCUCUAGCGAACUCUUCGGGAAUUUUCGUUCGCAUAGCGUCUUCUUCUCAUUACAUGAUUGCAUAUGUCAAAGUAUAUUCAACUAAGAUAGAUAGGGUUUCCUAAAAUUUGCGUUAGAUACCUGGGCGGGGUAAUUUGAGUUUGUUCCUUGGCUGUUUUUGAAUUCUUCCCCCCUAGAAGGUACGAAAAAAAGUAAUCAAUAAAUAAGAUAUAGGCCAUCUACUUAAUGACAAUCCUUCACAUUUUCCUUUCAAUGAAUCUCCAAUGCCGAGUAUCAAAAAUAGAAGAUAUACAAAUGAACAAAAUGAAAAGUAGAAAAUUG
Messenger RNA from Blastomyces dermatitidis ER-3, 2116 nucleotides. RefSeq lists its product as uncharacterized. The coding region runs from base 475 to 1476 and encodes 333 amino acids. Gene Ontology annotation, cellular component: mitochondrion. The record is from RefSeq and is a predicted model, not a curated record. The transcript is spliced from 2 exons. NCBI's taxonomy places the organism in Eukaryota, Fungi, Ascomycota, Eurotiomycetes, Onygenales, Ajellomycetaceae.